CAUCUUUCAAUUUCUAUAUUCAAAAAGCAUGGCAAGGCGCCCUCGGCAACUCACCGCGUAUUCUCAUCCCCAAACUUUGUCCAAUGUUUUUAUCCUGUCCUAGGAUAUAUCUCUGGCUGAAACCUUCACAAUCCUGUCAAAUUGAUAUUCUUAUCGCAUUUUGCAGUGUCGAUUCCCCUGUCACUCCCACUGUCACUCCCCUUUACACUCCCCUUUACACUCUCAUAGGUAUCUGAAGGAGCCACAUUUUCGUUCGAAAGUGUGACGAGCCUUGAGAGGAUAUCAAUAGUUACAUAAAAGGUGACUCCUUUUAAGUUUACUCACCGACCUGUCUCAAUCGUUUCGUGACAAGUGUUCAUUUCCCUCUGUUUAAACCGCUGCUCGGUCAUCAGCUUAAGUACAAUCUGAUACCAAUCACGUUAGGUGAUGAUUUCCUUUCUCUUAACUGCAGCAAGUUUGUCAGCCACCCCCGUCGAAAGGAAAUGGACUCCAAUAGAGGACUUAAUAAUCCUCUCAAGACACCAUCUAGCUUGCGAGCAGGGGGGACUCAUCAUAACCCAACUCCGCUAUCUACCGAAGAUGAUGAGAUCCCCCUCGAUUGUAGUAGUGAGGAAUCGCAGUCGUCGUCUGAUAUUUCUAUGUCCGACUCUGACAGCGACGGCGAGUACAACCCUUUAAUUUCGACUGGUAACGAGCAUCUUCCGAUCCAACCGUUAUUGUCCGUCCAGCAAGAUCCAGUCAUCUCCAAGAAACGCAAAUCGGUUGAACGCAUUAAUAUACCGAGCUGCACGGUGAUUUCAACUAAAAAGGUGAAGCUAAAUAGAGAGGGCUAUGAACAGCCGCGAUCUACAGCUACGUAUCCUUCAGACAAAUCUCUACUCCCUGCUGAGAUUUGGCAUCGUAUCUUUUCUUUUACGCCUCCUAGGGCGCUAGGUAAUUUGUUGUGUACCAACAAAUUGUUUAACGCUUACCUGGACCCUUCGUCUCGCUACCAGUGUAAACCCCCAUCAUCCAACUCCUAUACUUCUGUCUCGCCUUUAAAGCCUGAUGCCAUAUGGCAAUUUUCAAGGAGGCGCUUCUGGCCCAGGAUGCCAGCGCCACUGAAGGAGAAGACAGAGCUUGAUAUGUGGCGCCUUGCUUGUGGAAAGAUGUGCCAGUAUUGUGACAAAGCAGGUUCUGUCUCAUCAGACUUGCCUGAUAGCCCACACCGUGAUGGCAGUCAGCCUGUUUGGGCAUUUGCGCUUCAUAGCUGUGGGCCUUGUCUUAUAGAGAAGACGACUAAGGAAAUCGACUUGCUACUUUCUUCCUCGAUACCCUCCUUAUUAAUAUCAGCGCUGCCUUUCGUGCUAGUCACCAAUAAGAUGCACAUUGUAUCACCAGAUGCACUCCAGAAAGGCUUAGUCCUACCAGAUUUGCAAGUCACAAAGAUAUACCUCCCCGAGCAAGUAGAAAGAUUGAAAUGUGAGUUCCUAUCCGUCAAAUCGAUGGGCGGAGCAACAGCCGAGGAAUGGUUGAAAGGUUUGGAGGCCCGAGGAAAGGAGCUUUUCAACGACCUAAUGAGAUGGGAGAAAUGGAUGUCGACCGGGGGAGUUACUCAGAUGCAAACUCAGCUCACCCCUGAUAGCAUUCAAGGCAUUGCUAUCUCAAAUAGUAAGGGUUCGGCCUCACUAGACGUCGUACCUUCAGCUCCUAGAUCGCACUCAAGUCCAACCAAUACUCCUAGGCAACACACGCCCGAUUUAUGUCAUGUUGCUCCUAUCUUAACAACAUCUCAGCCCACAUACACCUCUCUUGAAACUUCCAUCCUAGAAAAUAAUUCCGUGGCUUGGGUACAAACCUCGACCCAACUCAGCAAUCAGUCCAAUGCCCCCCGUACCCGAACUCGCGAGGAGGCCCUGGAGCUUAAGGCUAUUCGCCGCGCAGAAAUUGAACGCCGUGCGAUGGAGCUUAAUCCACCAUUGCCAGCAAAUAUAUUAAUACACAUCCCUUCCUUCCAGGCUGCCAUCCAAAUCAUCUCACCUCUCGAUGACAACGCAUGGGAGAUGCUCAAACCUCGCUUGCUUGCCCAGAGGACAGAUGCGGAAGUGCUCGAGAAACGUGAAGACAGUGCUCCCCAGUCUCGUAUUGCCCCCGAACGGUCCGAGGGUCGCCGCCACACGGAGGAGAAUAGUAUAGCUGCUAAACAGCUUAUCGACAAGGCUUGGGAUGAUAUUCAAACGCCGUUACGUGCACGGAUUUCUGCAUAUGCAGAUGAGGUCAUCCAGGGUAGCUGGGAUGAUGGGCGUAAGGUUGAUACGGAGAAUAGCCCGCAAUUUGCAGUAGAGGUUCUUCUGCAUGUCCGUAUGAGAUUUUAUGCGGAAAUUGCAAAGGAGUCUUCCGAGAUACGUGCUGCCGGAAAAAUACCAGUCGAGGAUCCUGCAGAAGGACCAUUUACGCAAAAGCUCACCCUUGAAAACAUGAAGUGGCUAUUUGAUGUAAAGAUCAAGACUCACACAGAGUCUCAUAGAAAAGAACUUUUCUUUUGUAACGGCUGCGAUGUCAACUUCAAGGCUUUUGGUUUCGAAGGGGUUAUCCAACACUAUGCUGCCAAGCACAGCAAUUCUCUCAGCUUAGGGAGCGUUGUUGUCCAUUGGAGAGCCGAAUGGCCAGAGACUCCGCCAUUCAGACCAGAUCCGCCCCAACAACCACCAUCCAGGUCGUCAUAUGGGUCUUUACAGCCUCCAAAUCAUGCUAGUAUCCAUCACCACAACGCCAGCAUCUACCCCGCAGCCCCAAAUCCGACAUCAUUCCAACAAUCCCCGUACUUCAGUAUCCCUCCGCCGGGUUAUGGGCAUCCAAUGUAUGGAUCUACAGCACAACAGCUAGUUCUACACAAGCAGGGAAAUGCCCACAUCGCAGGGCAGCAUGACUAUAGCUCUUCGUAUCCACCUCAUCCAUCUCCAUAUGAUCCGCGUACAGCAGUUUACUCCAACUCAGAAGUAUCCUUUUCUUCUUCAAUCCAUGGUGGGCCCGCGGCGUUUCCCCCCACGGACUCAUAUUAUGGCCAUAAUUUCAAUUCGUCAUCAAACAAUCCUGAAGUAAACUUCCAAACUUCCCACAGCAACUCCUUUACUAGCAAAUACCCCACCCAACUUGGAUACCUGGCACGAAGUUCGCGUGAGCUAUGGACCUCCACAGCUGGCCUAAAAGAACUUCCAGGUGCGAUCCGAGUGUGCGUUGUCAUCUAUCACGUUGUACAAAGAUUCCGAUCUAGAUUUUUCGAAAGCCCACCCUUAACUAUGUUUAUUGAUGGUCUCUCGAAUAAUAAGGAAAUGCGUCCAGUACGCAAUGUCAACGGUCUUAUGUGCAAGGCGUGCUGUCUUGGUAUUGGGGGCGAGCCGUGGGCGGAUAAGGGCAGCAGAACAUUUUCUUUGCCGCAAUUAGUGAACCAUUUCCAGCAAGCACACGUAGAUCAACCUCGAACGCCUGCCUCACCCUCCCUCGACUGGACAAACAAUAUGGUGCAUACACCAGACCUAUCUAUUUUGUCUCGCCUCCGCAAUUUAGCGAAUAUGGAUAGCCAGAAAUUUCUACUCGUUUCAAAUGCUUUCCCACCAGCACCGCAUGUCGAUGAUUUCUUACAAGACAUGACUAGCGCUACAUUUCAGAGAAUCGAGCCCGAUCCCGUAGCCAAUUAUGCUAAUCAAAGCUCUACUUAUAGCACCUUCACCCCUCAACUUUCUUCUGAUCAUGAGCAUUCAUCGUUACGUAUCGUAGUUAGGCAUGACUCAGCUACUCCCCACGGGCAAGAUCCAACACGAGCAAGCAUACCAGGUCAAAAACCACGCCCCGAUCAGACCAAUUCAUUGAUUACUUCUAAGUUGAUAGCUCAUCAAGGGCCCCAACAGGACGACUCGGGUCGGGAAUUAUCCGAAACGUGGCAGGGUUCUGGCGGGGCAAGAUCGAGAAAACAGAAGGGGAACCACUCCAGAGAUCACCGAAGUACUCCAAGUCAGGGCUUCAUGGGCCGCAAGAACGGCCUAGCAGCUGGGUCAACUAAAGCUAAAUCCCAAGAGCCUAAUGAAGGAGAUCUGGUGGCAGAAGAAAAUCGCCGCCAGGAGGAGGAGAUUCGAGCUAUGUGGGCUGCAGAUCGUAGAGAAACGGCCCGUCUUGCUUCCCUAAAUCAGCACUUAAUCAAAGCGGAAGAGCCUCCUUUUUCGAUAGCGGCCUUUGAAACAGAACAUCCUGGAAGUUCCUAUAUCCAGACGACUCGAGUUAUUAGAUCCCCGACGCACAACCAAAGCCAUCGACAACCAGAAACUGCCCAAGAAUGGGAGGAGGAUGACCUGAUGGCCGGCCUUGAAAGUCAACUAAAUCGGCAGCAAGUAUCAUCUAAAUAUAUUGACUAUCGACCGAAACCUACUCGUGGCGUUAAUCAUGAAGAUCAUUCCUAUGAACGAUAUGUUAGCCCUCAACAUCCCAGUCAUGGCGAGAAGCUAUCUUAUGAUCAAAUUCGCCUGGAGUCUCCCGUAUAUGUUCGGCACAGAACCGAGCACUAUUUUGACCAGUAUGGAGAAAAAUGCCCCAGCUCUCAUCCUGACCCAUCAGCACGAACUAUUUCAAUUAGGACGUAUGAUCAACCACCACACCAGGAAUACUAUCAGGAAUAUACCGAUGAUCGCCGAAAGUGCCGACCUACUCCCGAAUCUGCUGAAACUUAUGAACUCAUCCGGAUGCGAGAUUCUCGAGGCGAGUACUUUAUUAGGCGGCCGGUCAAACUUGAGCGUCAGCCUGUUUACCAGGAUGGCCAUGCAUCGUACGGAGACUCCGCGCUCCAGUACAAGCCGCACGAGAAUGGUGCGUACUCUAGCGGGCAACUAGAGCAUGGGCCUACAUCGGGAAUCGAAGCUCAUAUGGAACAACUUCGUGAAAACGGCGCUCGACCGGCGGACCUGGGUAAGAGGCCUCAUGAAUCACUCCCAAGAGAUAGCCUUGUCAGCUACGAAGACUACGACCCGAGGUAUCCAGCCGCUCCGCCAAACUUGAGCAUUGGGCAGCAAGUCCGAUACCGAUAGCAUGAUGUUUAACGAGAAAGGUUAUAUAUAAAGGUUUAACACAUGGUUCAGUACGAUAAAACAUGGGUACGCACAUACAUAUUUUAAUACGACGACCACUCUUAUGUUACGCUGUGCC
Molecule: messenger RNA, 5172 nt
Organism: Annulohypoxylon maeteangense
Lineage: Eukaryota; Fungi; Ascomycota; Sordariomycetes; Xylariales; Hypoxylaceae
Exons: 3
Coding region: 483-5054 (1523 amino acids)
Molecular function (GO): protein binding
Source: RefSeq, a predicted model, not a curated record